Molecule: messenger RNA, 1898 nt
Organism: Lolium perenne
Lineage: Eukaryota; Viridiplantae; Streptophyta; Magnoliopsida; Poales; Poaceae
Product: CBL-interacting protein kinase 9
Biological process (GO): protein phosphorylation; signal transduction
Molecular function (GO): ATP binding; protein serine/threonine kinase activity
Source: RefSeq, a predicted model, not a curated record
CCGCCGCACACGAGCAACCUCUGCCUGACAAUUCCACAGCAGGAAGAGACCGGCGUCCAAGCCGCGGCGCAUCGACCACUGUCUGAUUGAUUGAUCGAUCGAUUUGCCACCACCACCACCACCACCGAGGGAGCGAGCCAGGGAUGGCGGAGGGGAGGAGGACGACGCGGGUGGGGCGCUACGAGCUGGGCAAGACCAUCGGCGAGGGCAGCUUCGCCAAGGUCAAGAUCGCCAGGGACACCCGCGACGGGAGCACCUGCGCCAUCAAGGUCCUCGACCGCAACCACGUCCUCCGCCACAAGAUGGUCGAGCAGAUUAAACGGGAGAUUGCCACGAUGAAGCUAAUAAGACAUCCAAAUGUCGUCCAGUUGCACGAGGUUAUGGCAAGCAAAACAAAGAUAUACAUGGUUCUUGACUUCGUUGAUGGAGGAGAGCUCUUUGAUAAGAUCGUCAAUUCUGGGAGGCUAGGGGAAGAUGAAGCAAGAAGGUACUUCCACCAACUUAUAAAUGCAGUUGAUUACUGUCAUAGUCGUGGAGUGUACCAUAGAGAUCUCAAGCCAGAAAAUCUGCUCCUUGACUCAUAUGGAGCUCUCAAAGUCUCGGACUUUGGUCUCAGUGCAUUCGCACCACAAACAAAAGAGGAUGGACUUCUGCAUACUGCUUGUGGAACUCCAAAUUAUGUUGCACCUGAGGUUCUUGCUGAUAAAGGUUAUGAUGGUAUGGCUGCUGACGUGUGGUCCUGUGGCAUAAUCUUAUUUGUUCUUAUGGCUGGGUAUUUACCCUUUGAUGACCCCAACUUGAUGACUUUGUAUAAAAUGAUCACCAGAGCUAAUGUUUCUUGUCCACCAUGGUUGUCUACCGGUGCAAGGAAUCUUAUUAAGCGCAUUAUCGAUCCCAAUCCUCGAACUAGGAUAACAAUUGCAGAAAUUCUAGAAGAUGAAUGGUUCAAAAAGGACUAUAAACCCCCACAGUUUGAGCAAAAUGAAGAUGUGAGCCUUGAAGAUGUUGAUGCUGCAUUCAAUAGUUCCGAGGAACAUCUUGUGGCGGAGAAAAGAGAGAAACCAGAAUCCAUGAAUGCAUUUGCUCUUAUUUCGAGGUCGCAGGGAUUCAACCUUGGAAAUUUGUUUGAGAAAGAGAUGAUGGGAUUGGUAAAACGGGAAACAUCCUUCGCGUCCCAGCGUACACCACAAGAGAUUGUGUCAAAAAUAGAGGAAGCAUGCGGGCCUCUUGGUUUCAAUGUGCGGAAACAAAAUUAUAAGAUGAAACUGAAAGGUGACAAGACUGGAAGGAAAGGCCAUUUAUCUGUAGCAACAGAGGUUUUUGAGGUUGCUCCAUCACUCCAUAUGGUUGAGCUUCGUAAAACUGGAGGCGACACCUUGGAGUUUCACAGUUUCUACAAGAGUUUCUCAACGGAAUUAAAAGACAUAGUGUGGAAAUCUGAAUCUGACACAAUUACAAAACAGAAACGAUAAUACCUCAUUGAACUGGACCUGUCUUCUGGUUCCAUAUCUUCGGAUGAUACCGCGGGGUACUGUAUAUUUUUCUGGAACCAAAUCAACUGCCCAUCUCUUGUACUCAAAGACGGCGCUCUUUUUUGCCAGCGCAAGUACAACUACAUGUAAGAAGAGGCCCUCCCAUAGAUGCUCCCUGUACUGCAAUGUGGAUGUGUAAACAGGCAUCCUGAAUGCUUUGGUUGGCACAGGGUUGUGCGCCUUUAUUUUUUGUUUUGAAAAUAUUUAAGGCUCGAAAAAGGAAUAAUCGUAGUUCAGAGUAAAUAAGUGCGCAACUUCAUUGGUUGUACAAUCUGAACUUUGGGAUUUGUCAGUCAGGCUUUGGUGGGGAUGCAUGUCUGAUCAGCAGUAUGACAUGUCUGAUCUCGUGCAGCGUUAGUUUCUUCA